Molecule: messenger RNA, 1090 nt
Organism: Tetranychus urticae (two-spotted spider mite)
Lineage: Eukaryota; Metazoa; Arthropoda; Arachnida; Trombidiformes; Tetranychidae
Gene: APC10
Product: anaphase-promoting complex subunit 10
Biological process (GO): protein K11-linked ubiquitination; anaphase-promoting complex-dependent catabolic process
Cellular component (GO): anaphase-promoting complex
Source: RefSeq, a predicted model, not a curated record
CGCCUUCUUGAGAGCUAUAAAUGAGUCAAAAAUAGUGAAUUUUACUGGAAAAAUGUAUUCAUUUGAAAGCUAAAUUAAAGUCCAAAAUCAUCGAAUCCUCGUCCAAACUUUUUAGUGUUUUGUCUCAAAUACUGCCUUUUUUGUAUUGUGGUCAUUUGUAUUAUUUAACUAGUGAAAGACAUGAAUUCUGGUAAAAGCGCAAGCAAAGGAGAAACUGAUCCAGUUUUGAAGAAACGUAGAAGUCAAGUUCGUGAGGUUGGAAGCCAAGGCGUUUGGUCUUUAUCCUCCUGCAAGGCAGGUUUUGGCGUUGAUCAAUUGAGAGAUGAUAAUUUGGAAAGCUAUUGGCAAUCGGAUGGUCCACAGCCUCAUCUGGUCAACGUCCAAUUUAAAAAGAAAACAUGCAUUGAAGAUAUUUGUAUAUAUGCUGACUUCAAGUUGGAUGAGUCUUAUACACCAUCCAGAAUUUCAAUUAGGACGGGAAGCCAUUUUCAUGAUUUACAAGAGGUCGAGGUAAUGGAACUACAAGAGCCUACUGGAUGGAUACAUAUCGACUGUCGACACGCUAACAACGGUCAAGGGAUUAGAGCCUUCCUGGUUCAAAUAGCGAUUCUUUCAAACCAUCAAAAUGGUCGAGACACCCACAUCAGACAGAUAAAAAUUUAUUCAACUGCAAAGGAGGAUAAUGCAUUCAAUAACAAUGUUGAUUUACCUUUCAAUUUCACAACAGUUGAUUUUAAUAAGCAUACUACUAUUCGGUGAAAUUGUUAACACAACUGGCAGGUAUAAUUUAUGUUGAUUUAUUCGAGCUCUCAAAUUGAAAAUUGUAUUUGAACCUCUGGUUCUGUUAAGUCUCUUCCAAGCUGUUAAAAUAGCUUUGUCUCUAUUUACACUCAUUUUUACCGGUAUCUCGCUGCUAAAAAUCUAUGUUUAUUUUUUGAUUGCUAAUUAAAAUGGACAAACAAAAUAUGGACGAUAUUGCCAAAAACUACCAUGUUUGCCGAAAAUUUGAAAGCUUAAAAUGUUUCCAGAUUGAAGCCCAUGUUUACAGUCAUUCCAAUUUUAUUCAAAUUAAACUUUUCAAGACAAGUUC